Messenger RNA from Brachypodium distachyon (stiff brome), 2285 nucleotides. RefSeq names its product pentatricopeptide repeat-containing protein At4g21065. Gene Ontology annotation, biological process: RNA modification. Gene Ontology annotation, molecular function: zinc ion binding; protein binding; RNA binding. The transcript has a single exon. The record is from RefSeq and is a predicted model, not a curated record. Lineage: Eukaryota; Viridiplantae; Streptophyta; Magnoliopsida; Poales; Poaceae. The coding region runs from base 397 to 2205 and encodes 602 amino acids.
CAUUCGAAUUCUCAGGGAAGCUUUGUGCGGUUUAGGAUAGACACGCUUUUCAGUUUGACAUUUUUUUACAUUGAUUUAUUUAGAAAAUUUUGGGUUGAAGUAGAUUUUUUUUUUUACUGCGGUGAUAUACACAUGGUCUCAAUUCAGUUUCUCUAUUCUUACAUGUGGGAAAUUUAGAAAAACAAAUUGAGGUGUGAUAUACAACAACUUGUGCCCGUCACCUACAAAUUUCAAAUCACAUCUCGAAAAAACAAAACAAAAAAGAGACAAAGCAAGGAAAUUCCUGACCUGAGAGCUCUAGGCCCAACCCAACGGCCCAACAACCCCUUUCUCUCGCCGCCUUCCCUCCAAGAACCCAGCACGAAUUCACCCUCUCCGCCGAAGCACGGCCAUGCCAUGCCCAUGCCCAUGCGCGAGGCAAUCCCUCGAGCACCUUGCACGCACCCGGCGGCGGCGGCGCUGCGCCACUGCGUCGCGCUCCUCCGCCUCCACCUCGCAUCGCCCUCGCUCGCCACCGCCAAGCAGCUCCACGCGCGGGCGCUCCGUGCGGCCCCCGGCGUCACCCCGUCCCACCCGCUCCUCGCAAAGCACCUCCUCUUCCACCUCGCCGCUCUCAAGGCCCCGCCGCUCCGCUACGCCGUCGCCGUCCUCUCCGGCCUCCUCCCCAGCCCAGACCCGUUCUCCCUCAACACCGUGCUCCGCAUCUUCGCCUCCUCGGCUCGCCCGCGCGUCGCGCUCGCGCUCCACCGCCGCCACCUGGCCCCGCCCGACACGCACACGUACCCGCCGCUCCUCCAGGCCUGCGCGCGCCUCCUCGCGCUCCGCUACGGCGAAGGGCUCCACGCCGAGGCAUGCAAGAACGGGCUCGUGUCCCUCGUCUUCGUCAAGAACUCGCUCGUCCACCUCUACGGCGCUUGCGGCCUCUUCGAGAGCGCGCACAGGGUGUUCGACGAAAUACCGCCGCCCGAGCGGAACCUCGUCUCGUGGAACUCCGUGCUUAACGGGUUCGCGGCCAACGGGAGGCCCAAUGAGGUGCUGACUGUCUUCAGGGAGAUGUUGGAGGUCGAGUUUGCGCCGGAUGGUUUCACCGUGGUGAGCGUUUUGACUGCGUGCGCGGAGAUUGGGGUGCUCGCUUUAGGGAGGAGGGUGCAUGUGUUUGUGGCCAAGGUUGGGUUGGUUGGGAACGCGCAUGCCGGGAAUGCGCUGAUUGAUCUGUACGCCAAGUGCGGCGGAGUUGACGAUGCUAGGAAGAUGUUUGGGGAGAUGGGGGUGGGAAGGACUGUUGUCUCGUGGACGUCACUGAUCGUGGGUUUGGCAGUGAAUGGGUUUGGAAUGGAUGCGCUUCAGCUGUUCAGCAUGAUGGAAAGGGAGAAGCUUAUGCCAACUGAAAUCACUAUGGUGGGUGUAUUGUAUGCUUGUAGCCACUGUGGGUUGGUUGAUGACGGGUUUCGGUAUUUUGAUCAGAUGAAGGCGGAGUACGGCAUUACGCCGAGGAUUGAGCAUCUUGGAUGUAUGGUGGACCUCCUGGGUAGAGCUGGGAGAGUUGAGGAAGCACACAAUUAUAUCACCACGAUGCCACUUGAGCCUAACGCUGUCGUUUGGCGGACCUUGCUGGGUGCUUGCGCAAUGCACAAGAAACUGGAAAUCGGUGAGGCUGCUUGGGCACGGCUGGUUGAGCUUGACCCUGGGCACAGUGGCGACUAUGUGCUCCUCUCAAACCUUUAUGCUGGGGUUGGGAGGUGGGCAGAUGUACAUGUGCUUAGGAAGACAAUGGUCACACAUGGAGUGAGGAAGAACCCAGGGCAUAGCCUUGUGGAGCUCCGCAAUUCUGUGUAUGAGUUUGUUAUGGGCGAUAGGUCGCAUCCCGAGACUGAUCAGAUAUAUGAAAUGCUUGGUGAUAUUGCUGAGAGAUUGAGACGUCAAGGGUACAUCCCUCACACAAGCAAUGUAUUGGCAGAUAUAGAAGACGAAGAGAAAGAGUCUGCCUUGAACUAUCAUAGCGAGAGGCUGGCCAUCGCAUUUGCAUUACUGAAGUCUCUUCCUGGUACUCCUAUCAGGAUAGUGAAGAACUUGAGGGUGUGUGGGGACUGCCACAUGGCAAUUAAGCUAAUAUCUAAGGUAUACGAUCGUGAAAUCAUUGUUAGGGAUCGCAGUAGGUUCCACCAUUUCAAAGGGGGAGCAUGUUCAUGUAAAGAUUACUGGUAGUUGAUCCAUGUACAGACUGACAGUGAUUGAUGUACGAUUUAUGAGGAUCCAUGCCCAAUAAUCAGGUACUAGUGCUCUCA